Molecule: messenger RNA, 2434 nt
Organism: Phaeodactylum tricornutum CCAP 1055/1
Lineage: Eukaryota; Bacillariophyta; Bacillariophyceae; Surirellales; Neidiaceae
Product: xylose isomerase
Exons: 1
Coding region: 1025-2362 (445 amino acids)
Biological process (GO): carbohydrate metabolic process
Molecular function (GO): xylose isomerase activity
Source: RefSeq, a predicted model, not a curated record
GCAACUUUAGGGAGGAGCGAGAGUGGGAGCAGCAAAAAUGAGGAGAAAGAUACCGAAGGUUUCGGAGAUCCAAACGAGAAUCGAUGGCCGGUCGUGCCCGUUGAGCCGGGGUAGAGUAAAAAAUUGUCGGAUUCCUUUGAUUGAUGUCUUCGUCGAAUGAAAUUGUGAGGAAGGGUGUCAAUAGUCGUGUCAGAACACCUGGAUUGUAACCAAUCAGCGAGCUACAAAGUGACGUUGACGAAUGCGUAUCUAUCGUAGAACAAAACGAUCGUUUCCUAUUAUUGGGAUCCUUCACAACGGCGUAUAUUUAUGAUGUCUUGCAGCGCAAUGGGGGAUCCAAAAGAAUGAAAGGAAUGUCCCUGUCAAAAAGAACAUGAACACCGGUGUGGAGGUAAGUACCGCUAGUCUCUUCGAAUAGGCCAGACUUUGCUACGUAGCCGCAACGGAGGCUUUGUGACAAUAUGUACGGUGUCCCUAUCGAGAUGAAGAGAUCUAGUUAUGGAUGCAUCCCGUUCCGUGAGUUGGCGCAAUCCUAGCAACCUACGAGGCAUCUCUUGAAAAGUAGUAUGGACAGGUCACUCUAGCAGAUAGAAAGUCGCAAUGCGGGCAGAUACUCAGUUUUUGUCUGAAAGGGCUUGUUGUGGAAUGGGAUCUCGGAAUGAUUUUGAGUUUGUAGCGUUGGAAGCGUUGACAAGUGAAAAUGAUAGUGUCGGAUAGCGAUAACACUUCAGAGAGAAGUGUCUCCACGCAAUGCUUUUCUUGUCAUGAUUGUCGAUCCGUUCGGGACGGGAUAUCCCUCUCGACGGGCUGCUUACUUCCAGUCGAAACCAGGCGAUUGUGAUGCCUCUCCAAAAAUACUACCUACUUUUCUUGAAGUCACGUUAAGGAACGGGUUUAGGGAACAAAUCCAUACCCUUCUUGAUGUCAUCCUUUAUCUCAUUCUCCACCUUGUUUCAUUCUUCCAUCCUUUUGACGGUGACUUGCUGGUGUUAUUGCCGAAACAGCUCUCCAGUACAGCUGCAUCAUGCCAGAGUUCUUUGCCGACAACGUUCCGGAGACUAUUCCGUACAAGGGUCCAACGUCGAAAGAUCCUUUUUCCUUUCGUCACUACAACCCUGACGAGAGUAUCCUUGGCAAGCCCAUGAAGGAAUGGUUGCGUUUCAGUGUAUGCUUUUGGCAUACGCUCGUGGGUGGCGGCGGGCAGGAUCCUUUCGGAGCAAAAACUUUGCGACGACCUUGGGAAGACGGCAUCGACGAUGCCCUGGAGCUGGCCAAAAGGAGCAUCGACGUGGCGUUCGAGAUCUUUACCAUUCUUGGAGUCGAGUACUACACCUUUCACGAUUUCGACGUGGCGCCGGAAAUGGCCACGCUCAAGGAAUCGCAAAAAGCACUCGAGGAUGUUGGCGACUACCUACUGAAAAAACAAAACGAGUCGGGUGUCCGGCUUUUGUGGGCGACACAGAAUCUCUUUGCUCAUCCGCGUUAUAUGCAUGGUGCCCUGACGAAUCCGGAUGUACACGUCUUCUGCUACGCCGCGGCGCAAAUUCAGAAUAUUAUGGACUUGAACGCCAAACUCGGCGGGGCCAACCACGUCUUUUGGGGCGGCCGCGAAGGCUACCAAACCCUCUUGAAUACGGACGUCAAACAAGAGUGCGAUCACGCAGCCGCCAUGUUUCGCAUGGCCAUUGAUUACAAAGCCCGCAAAAACUACACGGCCCAGUUCUUGCUCGAACCCAAACCGCGGGAGCCCACCAAGCAUCAGUACGAUUACGACGCCCAAACAACUAUGGCGUUCUUGCACGAAUACGGGUUACAGGAUCAAUUUCUGCUGAAUAUUGAACCGAAUCACACGACAUUGGCAGGACACGCUCCCGAACACGACGUGGUCGUGGCCAGUGCCUACAACAUGCUCGGUAGCAUUGAUUCCAAUACCGGUGAUACCCUGGUCGGCUGGGAUACCGACCAAUUUCCAAUGAAUUUGCAAGACACGACGGCCAUUAUGAGUGUCGUCCUGAAACAGGGAGGUUUCCAAAAGGGGGGAUUGAAUUUUGAUUGCAAGGUGCGACGUGAAAGUGUGGAUCCGGAAGAUAUCAUUCUCGGUCACGUGGCGGCCAUGGAUUGCUACGCUCUAGGUCUACGCAAGGCUGCCGCAAUGCAGCAAGCCGGCGAGCUUGAUAGUAUGCUCCAGGCUCGCUACGCUUCCUGGCAAACGGGAAGUCUGGGUAGAAAAAUAAGCAAUGGUCAGGCCACCUUGGAAGAAUGCGCCGAGUACGCCAAAGAGAAGGGAGAGCCGGUUUUACAGUCCGGGAAACAGGAAAUGUUUGAAAUGGUUCGCAAUCGUUAUCUAUAUCCCGGCAAUUAGACAAAGGACGGAGUUCAUCCAUUCGAAAGCACUACCGUAUAAAACUCAAUAGCCAGAAUAAUGUUGUUUUUG